GCCGAUGCGCUUCAGUCUGCUGGCCUCUGGAAUGGGCAGAUAUCAUCAUCAGCCCUCAUUUUACCGUCGAUUAAUCGCACGAACUCCACCAAGAGUCUGUAUUUUUGUACGUCCUCUACACCAUGAUAUGCGGAGGUAAGGUGAUGGAAGAGGCCAGCAGGAGGUUCUCAGAACUCAUUCCAGUGGUGCUAUUUCUGCGGCUGUCUGGCUUUGUCCCUUUCUCUGUUAAGUAACAACGCCCAUUCCGCGAUCGCCAUGAAGCCUGUCCACGAGCGCAACCAGGAGUGCCUCCCUCCCAAGAAACGGGACCUCCCAGUCAACAACAAUUCCACCACAACCACCAACAACAGCAGUAGCAUCAACAGUGGGGCGGGAGGAAGUGGCAUGGGGGGCGGUGGAGGAGAAGAGGCCCCAUCUUCACAAAGUUCUGGAGCAAGCGGAGAAGCUCAGAGCGGGGGUGGCGAGUGGAUGCGUGGUCAGCCCAGCAUGCAUUACGGAGUGGAGGGUUCUGAGGGUCUCGUGGGACUUUCCGUAGACCAGUACAAUAUGCUUUAUAAAGUAGCCCUACCCACCGGGACCUAUGCCCCCACCAGCCUGCACCCCGUUCUCAGCCACAUUUCUCCCGCUUACACCGUUCCCUCUCCAGUGUUACAGCACACGAGCGUUCCUUACCCUCCGCUUGGCUACACCCCGAUCCCUCAUUCAUCUUUGCAGUUUGUCAGUUCUCCAUACGCGGCGGCGGUCCCCUACGGAUUUGUUCACAGCCCUUUGAUACCGCCUCAGUCUGCCAUUCCACAGCCCCACUCCGUUUCCCACCUGGUUCCGUACCAGUCGGUUAUUCAGGAAGGAGUGGUCUCACCGCAGCAGCAGGUACCGGCUCACACGUACACCAAACUGGCUGUAUCCGCCGGAGUUCCUCUGGUGCUCCCUUCUGAACAGGCGGUUGCGCAAACGCAGCUUGGGACUAUAGGGAUGCUGGCCGCUGCCGAGCUCAGCCCGAGAGGAGUGAACGUAUUGUACCACCCUGGCGUCAGGGGCGUUCAGCCUCAAAGAGAUAUGCACAGCAGCCCACUGGAGCAGGACCGGGAGGUGAACGGAGCAGACCGGGAACAUAGAGAGACCCAUCAAGAUGCAGUUUAUUUUGCCAGAAAUGCGCGACUGCUCCACGUAGCUCCUGCGCUGGAGUCGCAGGACAAGACCUUGAAAAGCCGCAGACAGGAGGGGAGGAUCUCACCAGGCCAGCGCAGCACACCGGACAUAGAUCUUGAGGUCCAGCAGGUGGUCGGACGACUGUCCUCUCCAUGUCAUGGAACGAGUCGGAAGGAGUCAUCGCAUGUCCCCCUGAACCUGUCCCAGAGGGGUAGAGAGACUCAAAGUGAAGCAAGAACAGCAUAUGCAUCAAAUCCUGCUGAAUCCAGAGCUCAUCAGCCGCAGAUUGUUCAACAAGGCCACGCUGUGAUUUUGGCCAACGGGCAGCCUGUUUUGGUGCCCCUGGACUACCAUCACUACCAACAGCAGCAUUACCCGAGUCAAGCGAAUGACGUGGCGGCCCCGGCUGUUGUCGCUUCUCCAGCGACGUAUGCGACGUAUGCGAAAGGCGCGGAGGAAACAGCAGCGGUGAUGGAGCCUUCACAGCAGCUUCCCGCCCCACCUGCCGGAACUCAUCCUCAAGCACCCGUGCUCGCGCCCACCGGGCCUUCGCACUUCAUGAAGGGCGCCAUCAUCCAGCUGGCUACGGGGGAGUUGAAACGUGUGGAAGAUCUGCAGACUCAGGACUUCGUGCGGAGUGCGGAAAUGAGCGGCGGGCUGAAGAUCGACUCGAGCAUGGUGGUGGACAUCCGCUCCAGUCAGCAGAGGCCCGGUUUAGUGGCCCUGCAAUUUAAUGUAGGGGAACAACAGAGCAAAGUGACUAUAGAUGUACCCCCCGAACAUCCUUUUUUCGUUUUCGGACAGGGAUGGUCGUCGUGUUGCCCCGAGCGGACUGCACAGCUGUACGGUCUCACCUGCCACCAUCUGCAAGUGGGCGACGUUUGCGUGUCCGUCACGCUGCAGCAGCAAACGGCGUCGCAGCAGAAACCGCAGCUGCAAGCGCAGGCCAGGACUCCCACCAAAGCCAACUCCACGUCAGGGGUCCCACCUCAGCCCAUGGGUCCCCCUGCCCCCCAACACACACGGCCACAAAGCCAACUGAAGAUGGAACGCAUCCACAGGGAGAGAGACAAGGAGGAGCCCGCGCACGUCGGCGCUUCGAGACACGGCGACAUGCCGCCCAGACCAAACAGGACUUCGGCCGAGCACACUCGAAGCCAGAGCAAUUAUUAUUUGCACACCGAGGGUGGGGCCUCUUCCUUAGGGGCGUCCCAGAGGCGCUGGUCUGCCCCUGGCAUCCAAAGAUACAACAUGAAGAACGAGGAGGGGAAUCUAGCCUCAGCCGCCACCUCUGGCUCCUCCCGCCCAUCCUUUAUCUCUCAGGAGGUCAAACUGUCCAUCGAGGGGCGCUCCAACGCCGGGAAGUAGCAACAGCCAUAGCAGCAAACACGAAAGCGUGAGAUUGUGUAUGGGAGCGACGUGUCGGAGACGGGUCUAAGGAUGCAAAAUAGGCAGCGUGGAGGAGAGAAUGUAGCCUCAGAAUGUUUGAGAUUUUGCACAUAUUGGAAUAUAUUCCCUUUGCCGCCCCCUUUUCUGUGUUUCUUUGCUUCUGGUCUUAAGCAGAGAACGGUUGUGUGCCAUGUCAUAGUCACAGCAUCUGCAAUGAUCUGCAUGGGCAGCUUUAUCCAGUAAAUCACGUACCAAAGCCUACGUCGUCUGCGUGUUCCUGUGGGUGAAAUAUCACGUUUGGCAGCGGUCACUAACGCCAAGCAGUUCUUCUGAAUUUUUUUUAAGAAAGGCCAGGGGAUACAGCCAUAGAGUCUUGACAAGGCUUUGCUCAGUAAUAAAUAGAUAUUUAAAACAAACAGGAAAAAAUCCCAAAGGAUCUUUGUUUGGUUAAAAAUGGCAGGCUUCUUUUAACAUCGACUAUUUCCAUAGACGCUCUGCCAGACUUUUAUUCGCUAAGACCUUAAAACGUGAACAGUUUUAUCGCGUUUUUAACACGUCUCUCUCUUUCUAGAGGCGUGUUUGUCGUCACCUUCCUACACUCUCCCCCUGUCCCUGCCUUUACUCAGGGUGCUUCUGUGGAGAACUCCUUUCUAGAGUAUGAGAACAGUUAACCACCGCCGUCACAUCAAUCAAUCGAUCCAACAAUGUUAUUUUUACAAUCGGUAUCCAGAAUAUUUCAUUUUCAGAUGAAAUCUAGCGCCCGUGUCGCACGCUGCACGGCAUCACGCUUUUGUAUUCGUCUUUAAGGAUUUCUUUUUGCGUUCCAGUUUUAACCCGUUGGAUUGAUCAUUACCAGCCUAGAAAACAGUCUGUUGAUAUUACCUCACGGUUGGAAGCAUCCUUCAUUCCAAUUAUUAACUUUUUUAUCUCCUGCAUUUUCUGAAGAUAACACGUGGCGCCCGCCAAAAUCCGCCCUGCUCGCGAAGCUAAGACCAAAUGCCGAACAGGUUGUAGCUCCUUGCGAAUGGCCUGUUCAUGUGGAAGUGGAAGCGCGCAGGUUGAAAUGAAGUCGUCCCUUUGGGAGCGGUGUAGACGCACUGCUGUUGGGUGUGGACGAACCCGGCUCAGUUACCAAAACAAAGCAAUAGUUUCAGAAGACAAGGCUGGGUUUUUACACAUUUUCAUGUUUUUUUCAAAUCCCGUACAGGGUGGUGUUCCUUGUAUUUGCGGUCUGUUAAGUAGAGAUGUUUUUAACCUUGUCUUGCACUUCUCUUGGUUUUGUAUGACGCAGUUUUCCUUUGUGAUUCUAACAGUUAUUACAGGAUGCAUGUGAUGAUUUCGAAAUGACGUUGUACAUUUUUAUUUGUGACCAGUUGUGUCUUCAGAGAUGAGUAAUAUAAAAGCACACAUUUUUCUUAAAGACUCACAGAUCAGUAGCGCAGAGUUGUGGAUCUGUUUUUACCCUUUACAUAAAGAUUUUGGUCCCUUACAUGCAUAUUUGCUUUUUCCCGUGUCCGUUUCACCCAUGGUGAAAUCUCAUUGGUCCAAAUAUUCACAGUAGAUGAAACGUUGAAUAUGAUUGGCUGUUUUUUUGUUGCAGCGGUUCAUAUUUACUUUCAGUUUGAACAUUGAAAACUUUCACAUCACGCCUGGUUAAGAGACUGUACGUUUGUCUUAAAUGAGCUCUUUUUCAAAUGAAUUUAUUCAUUUCAAAUCUGUGCUGAAGUUUAUAAGGUCUUUUCAUUGCUUUCUGUGAUUUUGUGUAUUAUUGUACAGUAUUUCAUUCGAUCUCCUCUGCAAUAUUUCCCAUGAGCAGUUUGUUUAAACUCCUGCAGGUUUUGUAUUGCACAGAUACGUUCACCAUUCACACUGACCUGUUACUGGGAAUUGACUACGAUGUGUUUUUAUUCUUUAAUAAUGAAGGGAAAUGGUUGUGAGUUUUUGUUUGUAUAUUCGGUGGUUUUGGGCUCAAGAGAAACUGACAGGCAAGGUUCACACUGUUUACAAAUGCUGCAGUUUUAGUCUGUCGCAGUUACUGAACGUCUUCAAAUGGAUGGAAUCGCGACUUAAGUGCAAUUAGACCAAAUAUGAAAUGUUAGGAAAACCAUGUUUUAUUUCAAACAGCAUUCCAAAAGAGCCUGACAUUCCCAAUGUUCCUAUCGCAGAUCACAGGAGUUCCUUAUCUUAGUUUCUCGGUCUUUCUACUUGUCUGAUGUGACGUUUUUAUUUCCUCUGUGGGACGGAUUCUGUACAUUUCCAUCGUUGUGCAUUGGCAGGAUCGAGUUGAUUCUUAACUUUAGACUUUCACUAUCACUUCAAACUUUAAGAGAAGGUUCUUUUGGGUAAGAAAUAAUAUCUAUUUUAAUAAAUGUAGCAUUAGCGUUCGACUGGUUAGUUUUACUCCAAACUGCAUGGACCUCAAUGAUUCCAGACCUCUGACAUGAAGUUCUCUUCAGCCUGAUUGAUGGAAAAUGACAAAAUCUCAAUGCGUGUUCCAGCCAAAGCAGUAUUUGGUUUUGAUUUUCUUUGGUUUCAAUCCAUAUGGUCUUUGCAUUUAUAAAGAAUACAAUGAACACCAUCUGUUCCUUCUAAAGUGGUUUUGUGAGGUAACUCGUGGUAUUUUGUUCAGAGACAUCCCGUUCCUUCUAUAAAGAGCUCCCACUUUCAUGCUAGUUAUAGUUUGGUCUUAGAUCUAGUUCGCAUUCAUUCCAUUUUCUUCCUGAACAUUUCUGUGGCACUUUGGAGCUCUUUAUAGCCUUCACGUUGGGCCAAUCCUUGUUGUUCUGUUCACCGUGGACCAUGCUGUCCACUGACGUCCUAUGUAGUAUUUUACUCGUAGGCAGGAGAGCUGAAAUGUGAAAAUGUUAUACAAGUGAAAAGCAGUACAAAACCAUUGCCAUUCUUUAGCACAAGUAUUAGAUUUAAAAUAAGCAAUACUUGCCUCCAAAUAGCCGAAAGAUUUCAAGUGAGCUAUGCAGUAGAGACGCAGACAGACACCUAUGCGUGAUCGAUGCAAGAUGAAUUUGGUUUUACCAUUGCUCCUUAUUCAGUUUGUCUGCGGUCUGUUCACAAAACUCAAGUGAGUUUCAAGAAACCUCUAUAUCAUGAAUCAUUCUUUAUGUUCUUCAACAGGCUCGGUGACUUUUGUCAUCCGCGUAUUAUCUUGCAGCCAUGUCGCAUAUCUUGAAGCUUAUCGUUGCUUGUUUGGUGCUGUAUGUUGUUGUCAGAAACGGUGCACUUGUUUAUUCUUUUCAAAUGCGCACUGCCUUACCCAGCCGUCUUGGGUCAACCUUGAUCUUUGUGACAGAGGCGGGCUGAGUUUGUCCCGUGCACUGUAUACAGAUUAGUCAACGCUAUAUCUGUGCCUUCCCGACGUCUUAACUGCACCCUGUCUGUCUUAUUUAGCUAUUCUCUUCUGGGUGGUUCGAGCCUCCUGCCGCUUUGUUCAAUCGUUACGCUUUGCAUCCCGCGUCAUAUCUCACAUGCUUUAAUCUGUGUUUCCUACAGAUAGUUUACGUUCUCUGUAUGGAUGUGUGAAAAUUAAUCGGAUCAUGUCCUUACCUCACUUUAUGCAUGAAUCGCAGCGCCCCCUUUGGCAAAGGUGUUUUGCGUCCCAAUGAGGGUGCUUGCUUAUUUCGAAAAUUCUUCCGAAAGCACAUACGAGAAACCACAUCUGUUGACCAAAGUAAGAGCGUGUUGGAGCAACUUUAGUUUGGAUGACGGAGCAUCACAUUCGCGAACCCUCUUGUUUUUCCAAUGCGGCUUGUGGCGCAACAUCCAUUUAAAUUUUUAGCUCGAUUCGUCGAUUUAACCCAAACAACCUGUGUCGACUGAGUUCUUCUAUUGAGCUUCACCCAAUCACGUAUCAUAGACGUUUAUGCAACGCAACGUUCUGCACUUAUUUCCCCUCGCCUGUAGUGUUGCAGCAAAUGCUCUUGCUGUCACUUCAAAAUUCGAAAUCACGUUAAAACAAUCAAAACAAUUUGUAUGUUUGUACAGAUCUUUAACUUUUGUAUAGUAUUAGCUUGUCAGUAACGCCUUAAGAUGCGCAUCGUUCACGUUGAUAGAAUGAUGCUUGUGACUCCCCUUCCCUCUCCACAAGGUCUCCUUCAGUUGUGGUUGUUUUUUGGAAGACCGUCUACUCCUCUGUAAAGGUUUUAAUGUGGCUCGGGUUGCACUGACUGAUUGUAAGAUGAUGUUGUUUUGGACUAGCUCAUAAUGUGUAUCUCAUUGAACACAAUGUAAGCUUGAUAUAAAAUCUGUAAUGUAUUAUUUAUAUUUUGCUUUGGUCAGUGAAGAAAGCCUUGAUAAUAGUUGCUUUGCACUGUUGACACAUCCCUGAUUCCAACCCAGGGGAAAUUUCUCCUCACUUGCAUGGUACAUACAUCCAGAAAGAAGAUGUACUGUUUCUUUUUAGAGAAAGUGUAAGGUAUUGUAAUUGGGUAAAUCUCAAAAAGCUCUCAAGAAUCUGUCUGGGUCAUAUUUCAUCCCAAAGUAUAUCCAUUUAUAUAAAUAAAUAAAUUGGGCAAAAAUUUAAAUGUGUAUUUUGCAUAUGCAUAUUUUGCAUUCAUUAUUACAUUACAGUAAUGAGAAUUUAGAGCAUCGUAGAGAAUAAAACAAAAAAUUGGUACCAAAAUGGCAAAAAAUAACGUUUGGUUUUGGAGUGAAAAGUGAUCCAAACUUUCUUUGUGAGAUUCACCUACGGUUAUUUUUCUGAUUUCCUAUUAACACGGCAUUCCAUCUCUGUAGUUAUAGUUUGGGCAGAGAGUCCUGCUGAAUCCUGGGAAUGUUUCUAGAAAGUCUCCCCGUUCAUAGUGCACCUAAAAUGAGAAUUUCACUCUGAACAAACAUGUUUGUGAAGUGUGAUACUGGUCGAAAAUCGCAAGGGUUUAAGACAAGUGAUCGGUUUUUGAGUGAGUUACUUAGCAUCAUUGCUUCUGAUAUAUAUAUAUAUGUAUAUAUACACGUAGAAAAAGGCUUUAUACACUCAACGAAUGGUGUAUUGAUUUCUGUAUACGUGUAAAACCCAGAGAGAACGUGUGGCAUAGCAGGCCAGAGUUAGUCGCGCGGGCUGAAAUCAGGUUUUUAACGGUUUCAAUGUUUUGAUUAUAUAGAACCGAUUAUAUACACUCAAAUUUGACAUUGUACUUCUUGGCACUAAGUGACACUGCUUUUAAUGUGAUGUGUGACCAGUUUUAAAUGAGAUGGCAUCUUUCUCAAAUGCAUAAAAGUCUGCAAAAUAUAUGCAAUGAUGUAUGUGUAAUAUUCAAUCCUCAAGUAUAAUCCAGGUUGUAUAAACUUUGUAUAGUACGUUUUAAUAUCGUAUGGCCGUACCAAUAUGUAUUAAUUCUUCUCAAAAGCCUUAGAGUUGUCUACCCAAAGUGCUCCCUUAGACUACCCUACACCUACCUGAACUUUACAAAGCAUUAAUAACUAUAUUUUGUUGCGUUUUUAUUUGUACCCUUUUUUUGAAUAAAAUAGAUUUGUACUGUAUAUUUGUACCUCUCUGUGAACUACUUAGGGCUGUUUUGUUUUCCUGUUUUAAUUCUAUGUAAGGACACAAAGAUAUUGUAUUUUUAUCGUUACAGCUAACUUCUUGGAAACAUUGCAUUUAUCAUGUUUGUUAAGUAAACACAAUAUAAUAUAUAUUAUAUCUAUAUAAUAUUAACAUGCUGGCUUGACGUUGUCUGUGUUUUUCUUAAUGCAUUUCAUUCUGUCAGUAAAACACAUACACCAUGAUCAUCUGACCAUGA
Molecule: messenger RNA, 8291 nt
Organism: Triplophysa rosa
Lineage: Eukaryota; Metazoa; Chordata; Actinopteri; Cypriniformes; Nemacheilidae
Gene: atxn1l
Product: ataxin 1-like
Exons: 3
Coding region: 256-2517 (753 amino acids)
Biological process (GO): anatomical structure development; regulation of DNA-templated transcription
Cellular component (GO): nucleus
Molecular function (GO): protein binding; RNA binding
Source: RefSeq, a predicted model, not a curated record